This is a messenger RNA of Psilocybe cubensis, 1218 nucleotides long. RefSeq lists its product as uncharacterized. The record is from RefSeq and is a predicted model, not a curated record. Gene Ontology annotation, molecular function: oxidoreductase activity. Bases 1 to 1218 code for a protein of 405 amino acids. Lineage: Eukaryota; Fungi; Basidiomycota; Agaricomycetes; Agaricales; Agrocybaceae. The transcript has 5 exons.
AUGACGCCCCCGCUUCUGCCCAGCCUCGCUGGUCCUCUCAUCAGGCUACUUCUACUCUCUGUUAUCAUUUCUCGUUCAACGUGUCGUCAUGCAUUAGACUCCGAUGCCGAUCUCGAUGCUGAACUCAACGGGAAGAACGCCAGUCAAGACAUCAGCUCAAGGCAAUGUAGCCAUCUGUUAAAGCGUCAAGAGUGGAGAACGCUGAGUGACGAGCACAAGUCGGAAUACAUACGUGCUGUGAAGUGCACCAGGAAAUUGCCCAAGCUAUCUUCGUACGCCGGUGUGCAGUCGCGGUUCGACGAUUUUCAAGCGGUUCAUAUCCACACGGCGGAUUCAAUACAUUAUACAGGGCACUUUUUACCUUGGCAUCGCCGUUUCGUCACCCUAUUUGAACAGACACUCCGGAGGGAUUGCGAUUAUCGAGGCGCCAUACCAAUCCGCACUUCGCCCGUUUUCGAUCCCGUAACAGGCUUUGGUGGGGACGGCGUAAAAGGGACUUAUACCCUCCCUGACAACGUCACCGAGGAAUCGCAAAUUAUACGCAGCACCUUCGUAGGGUGCGUAAUGGACGGCCCAUUUGGGUACAACGCCAGCGAUCCAGAGAGCUUCGUUGUCCAUGGAGGCCCGGGAAAGCUGGUCACGACACACUGCCUCGUGCGAGGUAUUAACGAUGGUUUCAAGCAAUUCUUGAGCGCAGACGUAGUGCAGAACGCUCUUCGACAGCAGACCUACGAAGAGUUUAGAUUGGCGCUAGAAGGAAACGACCAACAUCAUAGACGGGAAGAGUCCAUGGAUGACAGCGACUUGGAACUUUCAGAACACGCCUCUGGGCAUCUUGUCGUCGGUGGUGAACUGGGGAAUCUGUACUCUAGCCCGGGGGAACCCCUCUUCUUUUUGCAUCACGCUAACUUGGAUAGGAUAUGGUGGAACUGGCAAAUCAUGGAUCCCGACCAGCGCCUUGCGGAUAUGUCGGGAAACGUUUUGUCGGAUGACGUUGAAGAUGCCCCCGAAGAUGGAUUAGAAUGGGAGGAUUGGAUCUCUGGUCAACUGCCAGAGGACCACGAUGAUCAAUACAAUGGAAUUGACUUUGGCGGAUUAAAUGCGUCAAGCACAGUCACUCUGGACCUCGGAUUGCGCUUCGGCCCCCUAGGGGAGACAAUCCACAUUAGAGAUAUCAUGGAUAUAACUCAGUUUCCCUCCUGCUACAUAUACAUUUGA